Molecule: messenger RNA, 672 nt
Organism: Arachis duranensis
Lineage: Eukaryota; Viridiplantae; Streptophyta; Magnoliopsida; Fabales; Fabaceae
Exons: 1
Coding region: 1-672 (223 amino acids)
Source: RefSeq, a predicted model, not a curated record
AUGAAAUACUCCAUGAUGAGGAGAAUCAUGUUACCUGUUAUAUUUCUAUAUAUGAUAAUUCUGACCUGGAAUUACAGGGGAGCCGCCAGUGUGGCUUUUGGUCGCUCUCUAAAAGAACUGGUAAGAAUUCAUAAUCCAAACCUUGUAGUCUUGCUAGAAACAAGAUGCAGUGGGGAUAAUGCAAAAAAUGUCAUUAGUAAAUUAGGUUUUCCUUUUUAUCAUAUUGAGGAGGCAUGUGGUUUCAGUGGAGGCAUUUGGAUCAUUUGGAGGGAUUCAGACCUUGCUAUAGAUUUUUUAGUCUCGAAGACACAAUAUGUUCACAUGAGAAUUCAAGAAGGCAACCAUGCAAGCUGGAUCUUCACGGCGAUUUAUGCUAGCCCUCAGGAAAGGGUUCGAAAGCAAACCUGGAGAGAGUUGCGUAAUAUUGCUACUAAUAUGGGAGAAGAGUGGUUGCUAGCUGGUGAAUUUAAUGAAAUAAUCCAUCCUUUGGAGAAGAAAGGGGGAGGUCGUUCUGAUGCUCAUGCCUGUAGAAAAUUUAGAAACUGGAUUAACAACUGCUCACUGAUGGACUUGAGAUUUUGUGGCUCUAAAUUUACCUGGAGGGGACCUAAGUGGGAAGGCUUAGAAAGAGUCUUCAAAAGGCUAGACAGAGCUUUAUCAAAUGCGUCGUGA